AUGUUGCGGCUUGCAGCCUCUCUUUUCUUCCUUGUCUUGACUGUUUCAGCUGGAGCUGUUGUUGAAGAAGAGGAGAAUGUGAUUGUUCUCACCAAGGUUUGUGAUAUUUUAGAGCAUUUUUCUUUCAAUGUGCUAUUGUGAAAUAUGAUAGCUUUUGAAAAUUCAGCGUUUUUUUCUAAUUUUCUUCCCUAAUAACACAUUUUUUCAGGACAACUUUGACGAAGUCAUCAAUGGAAACGAAUUUAUCUUGGUCGAAUUCUACGCCCCAUGGUGCGGACACUGCAAAUCCCUCGCCCCAGAAUACGCCAAGGCUGCCACUCAAUUGAAAGAAGAAGGAUCAGAAAUCAAGCUCGGUAAACUCGACGCCACCGUUCACGGAGAUGUUUCAUCCAAGUUCGAGGUAAGAAAAUGGCCUUGAGAUGACAAAUGACCCUGACCGAUUUGUUUGAAGAAAACACCGUGAAAAGUAGAUAUUUAUCCUAAAAGUGUAUGUUUUUCAGGUCCGUGGAUACCCAACUCUCAAGCUUUUCCGCAACGGAAAACCACAAGAAUACAACGGAGGACGUGACCACGAUUCUAUCAUCGCCUGGUUGAAGAAGAAGACUGGACCAGUUGCCAAGCCACUCAAUGAUGCUGAUGCCGUUAAGGAACUCCAAGAAGCCGCUGAUGUUGUUGUCAUCGGAUACUUCAAGGUUGGUUUAUUUACAGAAAUGUAGCAGAACUCUUCAUCUAAAACCUUGUUUCUUUGCAGAACGCCGAAUCUGAUGAUGCCAAGGCUUUCCUCGAAGUCGCCGCCGGAAUCGAUGAUAUUCCAUUCGGAAUCUCAACUGAAGAAGCCGUCAAGAAGGAGAUUGAACUCAAGGGAGAAGGAAUCGUUCUCUUCAAGAAAUUCGAUGAUGGACGUGUUGCUUUCGAUGAGAAAUUCACCGCUGAAAACAUCAAGACCUGGAUCCAAGCCAACCGUCUCGCUCUCGUCUCUGAAUUCACCCAAGAAACCGCCUCAGUCAUCUUCGGAGGAGAAAUCAAAUCACACAACUUGUUGUUCGUCUCCAAGGAAUCAUCCGACUUUGCCAAACUCGAAGGAGAAUUCAAGAACGCCGCCAAGCAAUUCAAGGGAAAAGUCUUGUUCGUCUACAUCAACACUGAUGUCGAAGAAAACGCCAGAAUCAUGGAAUUCUUCGGAUUGAAGAAAGAAGAUCUCCCAGCCAUCCGUUUGAUCUCACUUGAAGAAGACAUGACCAAAUUCAAGCCAGACUUCGAAGAAAUCAACACUGAAAACAUCGCCAAGUUCACCCAAUCCUACUUGGACGGAACCGUCAAGGCUCACCUUAUGUCCGAAGAUGUUCCAGAAGACUGGGACAAGGCUCCAGUCAAGGUUCUCGUCGGAAAGAACUUCGAACAAGUGAGUUGAUCGCAUUAGACUUCUGAUUUAAAUAUUAAAUUUUUCUAGGUUGCUCGUGAUCAAACCAAGAACGUCCUCGUCGAAUUCUACGCUCCAUGGUGCGGACACUGCAAACAAUUGGCCCCAACCUGGGACAAACUCGGAGAGAAAUUCGCCGACCACGAAAACAUUGUCAUCGCCAAGAUGGACUCAACCCUCAACGAGGUCGAAGAUGUCAAGAUCCAAUCUUUCCCAACCAUCAAAUUCUUCCCAGCUGGAUCCAACAAGGUUGUUGACUACACUGGAGAUCGUACCAUCGAAGGAUUCACCAAAUUCCUCGAGACCAACGGAAAGGACGGAGCUGGAGCUUCUGAUGAAGACAAGGCUGAAGAAGAAGCCGAAGAAGAAGGACACAACGAACUUUAA
Molecule: messenger RNA, 1807 nt
Organism: Caenorhabditis angaria
Lineage: Eukaryota; Metazoa; Nematoda; Chromadorea; Rhabditida; Rhabditidae
Source: the annotation of a GenBank genome assembly